AUGCCCAAUGAGGACGACCACGAAACGGGCAUCGUGCAGGUACUUGACGUUGAGCGAGUUCGUUUCAUCCUCGAGGCUUGUUAUAAUAACAAGGUCAUUCCAGUCAUGCUGGUAUUGAACCAUACACAGAGAAAAUUCUAUGGUGUGCAACAUGGCGACAUAUUUAAUGCCUGGAACGCGCUGCAGGGGCAUAAUAUGCGUGAGCGAUUGAAUUUAGUGCAUCAACAGGUCGUAUUACCUGAAUUAGACUCUACUCCCUAUGACGAGUAUUCUUUGGCCGAAAUAGCCCGGGCGGAGGAGGCUGCUAUCUUGGAGGAUUCAGGCCUCGACGUGUAUGCCAGUGGAUCUCAUGUUACGAACGUGAACCCUACUGACAGUGGCUUGAGUGUUAAAAGAUACGUGGCACACCCGGCCCAGCUCCCAUACUCGGCUGUAUAUGAGCGAAUUUUGCAAACCCCUGACCCGGAUCAGCUGUCUAUUUCUGAUCGCCGUCAAGCCAAACGGCUGACGGCGAACCAAGCGGCCUUCACCACCUGGUUGUCUACCUAUGGACCAAAUUUUAGUGUGCCACCACACCAUCCUGGAAAUGGCACUUGGAACGAUUAUCAAGAUUGGAUGCUGGGACACGUGCAUGCACUGAGGCAUGUACUACGAUUCUUGCCUUUCCCGGAGAUGGCUGUUCAAGCGGCCCCCGCUGAUUGGGUUUUGGCUUGGGGGGAACACGAAGUGUACCAGCACCGACUAGACACGCUCCGACACAUCGCCGAUGACUGCGACAGCGAUGCCAGGGCCCGCGCUGACUGCCUAACGUGGCUAAAUGAGUGCUCGACGGCGCAGUCGGUCGAAGCGUAUGCUUUAGCGAGCUCUCACGACCGUUGGGUCGACUUAGGGCGCUAUGUCGACUCUUCACUACUCCGCCCCAACCCGCCUGGUAUUCCUGUCACUCAUUGCCGCGAGCGCAAUCUGCUAUUUACACUUUCCAGCAAUAGUGAAGCUGUGCCAAGCGAUCACGACCUCAUUCGAUUGGAGCAAGGUACUGAAGCUUUCGCUUGGAGCGGCCGCGUGUAG
Molecule: messenger RNA, 1068 nt
Organism: Peronospora matthiolae
Lineage: Eukaryota; Oomycota; Peronosporomycetes; Peronosporales; Peronosporaceae
Source: the annotation of a GenBank genome assembly